This is a messenger RNA of Spodoptera exigua (beet armyworm), 1974 nucleotides long. The record is from the annotation of a GenBank genome assembly. NCBI's taxonomy places the organism in Eukaryota, Metazoa, Arthropoda, Insecta, Lepidoptera, Noctuidae.
AUGAAUGAUAACAUUCACGACGACAAAAGAAAAAAAAUAAAAUAUUUAGAAAAUUACAGAAAUAUUAUGCAUAUACCGACUGUAACUGAAGCUCUAGAUAGGUCAUACUAUUCAGAACUAGAAUUAUUUGAAAGUAAAUAUUCCUCAUAUAAAACUACACGUCAUAAAAAACCGUAUUCGAUAGACAGUGUUGACGAUGAAGUAAUCCGGAAAUCAGAGAGUAAGAAACCUUCCCGCUUAAAAAUAGACAAUUAUAGAAGUAAAGUUGAAGAAAACUAUCGAGAACCAUCUGAAGAACUUUUUUAUGACAAAAGAACUUAUCCCAAGAAACAAACUAACAAAAAACUGUAUUUAACAAAAUCCAAUGAAUAUGCUGAAGAUUGGCAAGACUAUGAAACCACUGCUCAUCCUACUGAAAAGUAUGUAUUCAACGGACUUUAUUUUGCAGAUUCAGAAACAGGAAAGUUUGAAGAACCUGCUACAGAGUUAGCACAAAAUCGAAAAACUUUACCUUCUGAAAAAAAACCUUAUAAAGAUAAGAAGUCUAGCAAAAGUUAUUCUGUAGAACGUGAAAAAAAUACACAAACUUUUAACGAGCUUUUCAGUUACCGAAAAACUAUAUCAACAGAAAAUCAUUUUAGGAAAAGUGGGUUUGAAGAAAGAAAUAAGUUUGUCUCACCUAAAUCAGACAUUCCAAAUUAUAGAAAAACAAAGCCACCGAUAUACUUAAAAUCAAAUAAAUCUAGAGAAUUCUAUGCUACAGAUAGAGGGCACAGUGAAAAUAAUAUACAAAUAGAAUUAGUUCCGUUUCAAGAAGAUUCAAAUUUAGAGAAGUUUUAUAAUACAAGCGAUGAUCGUUCAACUAAAACUCCGUACAAAAUGACAAAUUAUAAGACUCCUUAUUUCAUAGAACUGGACGAGUUAAGAAGAGUUUAUUCUACAAAUAAACCGCAUCAGGGAAUAGUUUAUUCUACAAACAGACUACACCAGAGCGGAGUUUAUUCUACAAACACACCACACCAGAGCGAAGUUUAUUCUACUCAGAGACAACACCAGAUUCAAGUUUAUUCUACUCAGAGACGACACCAGGGCGAAGCUUAUUCUACUCAGAGACCACACCAAAGCGAAGUUUAUUCUACUUAUCGACCACACCAGGGCGAAGCUUAUUCUACUCAGAGACCACAUCAAAGCGAAGUUUAUUCUACUUAUCGACCACACCAGGGCGAAGCUUAUUCUACUCAGAGACCACAUCAAAGCGAAGUUUAUUCUACUUAUCGACCUCACCAGGGCGAAGUUUAUUCUACUCAGAGACCACAUCAAAGCGAAGUUUAUUCUACUUAUCGACCUCACCAGGGCGAAGUUUAUUCUACUUAUCGACCACACCAGGGCGAAGUUUAUUCUAAUGAUAAACCACACUAUGAAGGAGCUUACUCUACUAAUAGGCCGCAACAUGUAGCAGUGUAUCCUUCCCAUAGGCCAUAUCAUGGAGAAUCGUAUUCGAAUGUUAGAUUACACUUUGAAGGUGGUGAUUAUUCCUCCGAUAAGCCACACCCUGAAGAGGUUUCUUCAACCGAUCGACCACACUAUGAAGGAGCUUAUUCCACUAAUAGACCGCAUCACGAAAAAGGUUAUUCCACUGAUAAGCCAUUCAAUGAACCAUUUACCGAAUACCAAAAACCUUAUCCCAUGCAUAUGAAAGAUUAUGACGAAAACCCUUCUGAUAUAUUCCAAAGUUUUAAACCUGUUUCAUCAGCUGAUGUUCCUUUUCAUAUAAAUUUGUUGGAUCCCACUCCUACUAUUUCAGCGGAAAGCGACGCGCGCAGAUCAGGUUCUGGUCGGACAGCAAGCUACCCUUGUCCACCGUACGCAGAUCCGUGCUCGCUAUCAUCACGAACCUUAAAUAACUGGUAUGAACGGCGAAUUCCUCAAGUGGUAGGAAAGAAAAUAGAUGCCAUCGUACGUUACUGCAAAUGA